This is a messenger RNA of Gamsiella multidivaricata, 2345 nucleotides long. RefSeq lists its product as uncharacterized. The transcript has 5 exons. Gene Ontology annotation, cellular component: membrane; cytoplasm. Gene Ontology annotation, biological process: regulation of response to endoplasmic reticulum stress; membrane protein intracellular domain proteolysis. Gene Ontology annotation, molecular function: metalloendopeptidase activity. The record is from RefSeq and is a predicted model, not a curated record. NCBI's taxonomy places the organism in Eukaryota, Fungi, Mortierellomycota, Mortierellomycetes, Mortierellales, Mortierellaceae. The coding region runs from base 375 to 2333 and encodes 652 amino acids.
AUCCACUCAACGUCCUUCCCCGCAAACAGCAACAGCCCGACUUUACCAAAGCGCCGAACUCCUCAUUCAUUCUCGACACAUCCUCAACUGCCUUGGACACAUUCGAAGCCAAAGGCGCACAUUUCUAUUCCUUCUCAUAACGAAUAACACGCGAUCCCUCACAACGGCUUCCGAGAACUGAUUUCGAAUGGGACUUGCCCAACUACUGGUGCCGUUCCUCGUCACCUGGUUCGGCAUCCAUGCCUUUCUCUUUCUUCUACAGCGGUUCCUGAACCGCCCCAAUUUGCCCGUCGGCCCAGGCAGUGGUCCUGUUCGUAACAAUUGACUUCUUUCCUGAGAUUACCUAUGCGUUUGCUCUUUAUUCUAGCGUAAAAAUGUAUAUCCGAGCGUGUGUUCCUAACACCUUCCUCUAUCUUAUUUUUACUAUCCCUCCGCAGGAAUACGAGCUCCUCCCUACAGCAAUAUCAACAACUGCAAGCUCAGGAUCGGGACAACUAUCACCGGGAGGAACCUCCAAAACCGGAGGGCCUUCCAGCGGAUUACUGGUCAAGCCAUUCUAUAUCCGUUUCUCAACCACGACUCUCAACUCUUUCUUCUUCCGACUCGGCAAUUCACCCCGACUGGCGCGCUUCUGGAGAGUCUGGUAUGGUCUUGGAGUCGCCUUUGGCAUGGUGGCCAUGGUCGCCGGAUGCGCUUUGCUGAUGUAUGCGGCCAUCAGGUUGAUCGCAGUGGCGGGCUCAGCGAUCUGGACACUAUGGCCGCUAGGAUCAGUAGACGUGGAUCAGAAUCAGAGCCAUCAUUUGGGGUCUGUCAGAGGACGCCAGCAGGACGUGGAAGGAUCGUUGAAUCGGUUCAGGAAACGUGGUUUGGGCGAUAAUACGAAGGCGGUUUCCAAUACGGCGGCUAUUUCCACGGAUGCAUCGGAAAACGAGAUGGUGUUUGUGCCAGUUAUCCCAGGUGUCACCUUACCCAUCUCGCACCUUCCAUAUUAUUUGAUCGCGCUUCUCAUCUCUGGGAUCUUCCACGAAGCAGGGCACGCCAUUGCAGCAGCUCGAGAAAAGACACAAGUGUCAUCAACAGGCAUCUUCUUGUACAUAUUAUACCCCGGAGCCUUUGUCGAUAUUUCGUCGCGAGCCUUGGCGAUCAUGUCGCCCCUACAACAACUAAGAGUCAUCUGUGCAGGCGUCUGGCACAAUGCGGUUCUAUUUUUCGCAGCAUGGAUCUUUUUAUCUAGUGGCGCACUACAGUUGUCAUUCAGACUCAUCGGCUGGAAGCACAUGGAUGAUGGAAUCAGCGUGGUCGAUGUCGCUCAAGUAUCCCCGCUCUCUGAAGUGUUGAAACCCGGCAGUGUCAUUACGAGGUUGGAUGAUACAUUGCUAAAGGGCGACCCCCUCAAUAUCUGGUCCAACGCCCUUCUACCCUCAGCAGCAUCAGAAUAUGGCCACGUAUCACCAGCCCAGGAUUCCGGCUUUUGCAUACCCAACACCCUCCUAUUCGUAAAACCCUCGGACUGCUGCUUAUUCACCCCGGACACACAAUUCGGCCACUCCAAGGACAGUUCGCUCUCAUGCUUCACGCCCUUCGACCCCUCAGACCCCUCACAAACACCUCUCUCCGACGAUCUCGGCGAAAGAAUCCUCGCCAAAAAUGGGCAAUGCCUCCCCGCGUUCGACAUCCUCGCCAACCCAAACCCUGUCCGCUGCACUCCCCGGAAUCCAACCUGCAAAGACGGUACCACCUGUUAUCGCCCCUUCAUCGCCUACAGGACUGGCUCCUUGGUCCGCAUCUACUAUUCAACACCGUCAUGGAUGCAAUCGAAAGAAACGACAGACACAACAGGAUUCAAACCUGAUUCAAUACCUUCGCGGGCAGGCGAACAUGUGGUUGUGUACCAGGGUGAUCCGAAGGAUAUCUGGGAAGCUGUACAAGUGACAACCAUGGAGUCUCGAUGGUCAUUCCUCCCACUAUGGCUCCCAAACGCGAUCUUAUUGACGAUUCGGUACACGAUGUCGUUCUCGUUGGCGCUGUCGGUCUUGAAUAUCGUCCCGGCGCGGCAUUUGGAUGGCCAUCAUGCGUUCAAGGCGUUUGUUGCGCUACUGUAUUCGAUAAGACAGAGUAAUAAGGCCACACAGUCUUUACGGGAGAGUCUUGUAGAGUGCUUGCUAGAUAACGGGUCCACAAUUGCUGGAUCUUCGUCCUCAGGCCUUUCGACGGCGAUGUAUCCAAAGGGCUCGAGAGUCGUCAAGGGCAUGGUCAUUAGCACCACUGUGCUGCUCGGCGCAGUGAUGAUCGGCAGCCUUGUGCAGAUGGGUAUUACCUUUAUAUGGAAAUAAACUGCUCUUCAC